Molecule: messenger RNA, 5347 nt
Organism: Aedes aegypti (yellow fever mosquito)
Lineage: Eukaryota; Metazoa; Arthropoda; Insecta; Diptera; Culicidae
Product: breast cancer anti-estrogen resistance protein 3
Exons: 14
Coding region: 834-3653 (939 amino acids)
Biological process (GO): small GTPase-mediated signal transduction; positive regulation of peptidyl-serine phosphorylation
Molecular function (GO): phosphotyrosine residue binding; guanyl-nucleotide exchange factor activity
Source: RefSeq, a predicted model, not a curated record
ACCACACAGUGUCAGUUCCCGAUCGGCUCCCGAUUCGAAUUAACACGUCGUCGUUGGCGUCGUCAAAUAGGUGAUGAUGAUAUCCGCGCGAUACGCGAGACGCGGUUCAAAUUACUUAGAAGCUUGUGAAGUUCGACGCGUCUAACGAUAAAGCUGAUCAUCAUUCGGCGGCGUGCAAUUGUUUGCAAAACUGUUGUUGUGGAGGUCUCUUAUCUGGUUGGCAUCAGUUUUCUCAAGUCAUUGGUUGUGUGGCAGCUACUAGGAAAAAGUAGCAAAGUACCUCGGUACUGCUUGGGUGUACAACGUGUUUAACAACAAUGUGAAUGUGUCAGCAAAUACAACUGUGUAUUUAUCCGCGUCAGGAAGUUGGCCGGUAGCGCAAUUCAACAGCUGACCUACCAAACGAAGCGACACGACGUUGAAUAUCAAAAAUGCAGGAUAAGGUGGAUGGAGACAAAAGCCGAUAACCAGUGCAAAAAAACCGUGAAUCAGUAUGCAAAAUGUGCUCUGUUUACCUUUGCAAAUUAAUUAAUUGUCCUGCGUGCGGUGAGUUUGUUAUCAAGAAAAGCGUGUGCUUUGGAGGUGAUUGUUUAAGAUUUCUUUGAAUAAAUAAGUAAACGGUAAAGAAUUCCAUGAAGUGUGGUCUGCAUCUGAAAAAACAAGACGUUAAUUGAGCAGUAUCGAAGAAAGUGUGCCUACAAGUUGGAUAGGUGUGUAACAAGUUUCAAAUCGAAAAAAGUGAGCUGCAUACAUAAUGAUUGGAGCUGACACCUAUUUGGAUUGUGAGAAUUCUCGACCUGCCGUCUAAUGCACGGGACAACGACUGGAGCAACAUGGGUAAAACUACGAGCAAAUUAGAUAAACGGCGAUCGCAAAGUAUCUCCUGGAGCCACAAGUUCGGAUCGCUCAACCGAAGGAGAAAACAUGGACCGAUGGUUAUCACUUCUUGUCCCCAUCUGGACGUUUUGGAUUGGCUGAACCGGAUGGACCUGACAGAAUAUCAUGCAAAAUUCAAGCAGUUCAACGGAGUGGAAGACUUUCUGUACUGCAGUGAGGCCGACGUCAAAAAGCUUGGUGUACGGAAUAAUGCUCAUCGUGCUCGGAUGAUCAGCAGCCUUGUCGCACUUCGAGAGAAACCUGCCACAGCAAGUCUCAACCGAUCCGAAACGCUGCAAAGAUCCAUGCGCCACAGCUUGGCGGUGGAACCGAACAAAACUGGUAGCCCCGUCGUCGAGCAGGAAUCAGUCAGCUAUGAAUGUCUGACGGUCGGUAACGCGAAGCAAAGUAAGAGUCUGGGCGAUCUGCUAGAUAUGGAAACACCGGACGGUGGUGGCAACGAAGCGGUCGCCCUGAAAAAAGCCCUCGAAUGGGAACUGUCGCUGGAUUCGAGAGAUUUACGAUCGCACGCCUGGUACCACGGUCCGAUUCCCCGACAGCGCGCCGAGGAGAUUGUACAGCGCGAUGGGGACUUUCUGGUGCGGGAUUGCGUUUCCCAGCCGGGCAACUACGUGCUGACCUGCAAGACCAAGGGACCGACGCUGCAUUUUGUUAUCAAUAAGUUGCUGAUUCAACCCGAGACCGUAUACGAGAGAGUACAAUAUCAGUUCGAAGACGAUGCCUACGACACAGUUCCUGAUUUGAUAACCUUUUACGUAGGCUCAGGUAAAGCCAUUUCAGCCGCCUCCGGAGCACGGAUUCAGUUCCCCUGCAACAGGAUCUAUCCGCUUUCGUUUUACGCUUCCAAGUAUGGCCAGCACGUGGGUGGAAUCCGUGGGCCAAGCCCGCUCAACUCGCCCUCACCCGUACCCUCGUCACCUGGGUUCAGGUAUAACCCUUACACCCAGCAAACGAAUACAUAUCGCAGUCCAAUGUCUUCGCCGCCACGGACAAAGCGUGAAACGCCCCCUCGUCUACCAUCUAAGAAGCAACGUUCGCAAUCUCUAACCCCCCUUCAGGGAGCACAAACUACUCAACAGCGAUACUGUAGCGCUGACGGUGUGAUACAAUCCAAUGGAUCUGAUCCGAGUAGCAAGACACAAUCGAAGCCUUCCAGGUUGACUGGAUCGACAGAGAAGUGCAACAGCGCAGAUGGAGUUAUACAUAGCAACGAUUCUUCUCUCAGAUCGUCCGACGAGAAAUGCUCCAGCGCUGAUGGGGUCGUCAAAACGCAAUCCAUGUCUCGAUCAGGCACCUCUCAAUCUCUCCCGCGAUCUAAUAGCUUAAGGUCUUCCCAUGGAGUGCUGGGCUCGCGUACGUCCAGCAUCAAUAAGGAACCCAGCGAACACUCACUAAGCCCUUGUAUAGAACAGAAGCAGUUCGCUGAAGACGAGGAGGAAUCGGAACAACCUCCAAGUCCUCCGCCGAAGCCUGGACGAGGUGUUCACAGGAACGACUCCAUGAAGGAAGCCGAUCCUCACGGCCCGAUCCAUCGAAUGGGAUCGUACCACCCAAGUGGGUCGGAUUCCGGCAAUGGUUCGGGAGAUUCCGCGCAAAGCUCCGCCACUGGAGAAGACAUGGUCGUUCAACAUCGAGGGGGAGUUAUACUGAAGAAUCCACGCUUCAUUCCGAACUCGAUGUCGUCGAUCACGUUGAGGUCCUACGUAGAUUUUGAUCCUCUGGCCGCCGAAGAAGCACUACUGGCAAUGACUGCCCCAACGUUCGAACAGGUUUCGCGAUUUGACCUCGAGAACUUCAACACACUUUUGCUUCCGUUCUGUGAUUACAAACCACUGGACAGUGGUACGCUCAACACGUUCCGGAUGAUGCUGAGCGAAACGAGUUCCAGGGUGAUUGCGACGCAUUUGACGCGCGUGGAUAUUAGUUUAAUAUUAGAAAAAGACGAAGAGAAAAAAGACAACAUUCUUAAUUGCACCGGCUUAGAAUUGAUCACACUGGAACAGGGACGCCAGUUCCGGUUAGAUCUGAUCGAACGCACCGAAUGUAUGAAGUUGUUGGUAGCUGUUACCAUUUUGACCUGUCAGGACGACCUGGAGCGGGCGGAAACAUUGAACAAGUGGAUACAAAUUGCCGUAGAAACCAAAACUGCCCUCGGGAACCUAUUUGGCUUCUGUGCCAUCAUGCUCGGAUUAUCGAUGCCACAGAUUCAAAAGCUGGAGACGACGUGGCACACAUUACGCCAAAAGUACACCGACAGUGCAUUUAACUUCGAAGCUAAACUACGACCUACGCUGAACAGCAUGAACGACUGCUCGAACCCCCAAGCGCCGAACACGACGAUACCGCACAUACUGCCAUACAUACUGGUUAAGGAUCGCACAAUCACCGACAUUCUUGUAGACCCUCUACAGCAGUCGCAGAAUUGCUCAUCGUUGGUGACGAGCUGUGUAACGCCAUGGGAAACCAUAACUCAGGAUUUCGGCUUUUCGGUACUGUUCGCCCAUCUGGACGCGGCGCGAAGUUUCGUGAACAAUCUCUCGCUCUAUCGAAAGAACGCACAUGGAAUUAUGCAGGAUACCAGCCGACUCGAUACCUUGCUCGAGGAUGCUUUCAGGACCGAAUUUCAAGUAAAGUUCCUCUGGGGCAGCAAGGGUUGCUUCGCUUUGGCCGAGGACCGACACGCCAAGUUUGAACACGUACUCACGGUGAUGGCGGAAAAAUUUUGCGGUGACUCAGCAGUGAAUGCAGCCGGCUAAAUUAGCAGCAUAACACCGAAAUCAAACAACAACUCUCCAAGUCAUACAUUUUCCUAUCGCUCAUCUCUUUCCAAGCUCGCAAAUACAUAACUAUAUCUCAACCUACUCAUGUUAUCAGGCAUCCCAAAAUCGAUACCGAAAAACAACCAACUUUUGAUAGAGGCAGAUUAGAAUUUUAUGCAACAACUUUUAGCUCAAAUAUUGAAAGACCUACAAUUUAUGACGGAAAAUCAAACGAAACAAUAAAUUCAAAAGUUUAGAAAGAAUCUUACGCGCAUGAGGAAUUUUUCAGAAUAUCGAAUGAAAUAGAAAUUAUUUCUUUUUGGAAGUUGUUUAAACAUAAGUCGAGGAAACGGAGGAACUUGUCGAAUCCAAUAUACUAAAAUAUGGCAACUCUUUCAGCGAACCGAUUUUUUGAUACAAAAUAACCAAAACUAGUCAAGAUGGAAUCGAAGUACUUACUCGUAAUUGAUUGUGUUUUGUGACAUGAAGGAUGAUUAAGAAUAAUUCUAAUUUACACCAAUUUUACAAACGGAAACUUAACGUACGGAUGAGUGGAGAAACAUUUUUAUAGAGUUUAUACAAAUCAAACCGCAUACAAAACAUAUGAAACUCUGUAUUGCGAUGUUAAUAUGACCUUGUUUUUGCUUUUUGUAUGAAAGUUCCCUCUAGAUUUCGUAAAGGUGAUCACCACUGAUAAAAUAGACUGCAUGAUUUGCUGAUAAAUUUCUCAGUUUAGCACCUUCCAAAGCAAUACCGUAAAAUAUCGAUUCGAAUGCCUCAAAGUGGAAGCAACAGUCGUUCGUUACUUUUCUUAGCAAUUUUGUAUCCAAACUCUUGAGCAGUAUGAGAAAUAUUGUAGUGCAUGUAGAACCACACACAAAAACAAAAAUGAAACUAUCUGCAAGAAGCAAAUGUAAAGGCAUAACAUUGAACCAUUAAUACAAGUAGUUAAUCUUUAACAUACUUCUCGGAAAAUAUUUAAACAAAAACUGUACGAUAAUAACAAUCACAUGUUUAUACCAAGAGAAGAUAAUUUAUAUACCCUUUCGUAGAACAACAAUGAUACUUAAUCUCACUAAUUUGUUGGACUAAUUUGAGAAUAGUCAUGGCGUUGUUAAAAUUUAACUGAUGAAAAUAUUGCAACCCACACAAAAAAGAUUUUCCGUUAAAUGGAAACCAGAAACCUAAUGUACCAGAAAACCGAAAAAGCAACCAAAAUACCGAUUUUAAAAGUGACAAACACCUACGCUAAUCAGUACAUAUACCUAAUGUAGACGAAAGAAGUCGUUUAUUGUACCGAUUUGAUCAAGCUUAUUUAUUUACCAUAAAGGCAACAAAACUAAAUUAAAGUAUCACACAAUAAAGCACACAUUUCGGAUAUAUAAUAGUAACCAAACGGUAUCUACUAAAAACUACAAAAAAAAAAACUGAUGGACUUUGAGCGGGUGACAAACAACUGGUAAAUCGGAAAGUAUUACGUAAUGAAGAAAGCGGAAAGCUAAUUUCCUACACUCGGUGAAACGUUGGAAAGUAACAAUAAGCCAAAACGAUGGGCACAGCCAUGGUCGAUCGAUCGAGAAAGUUCUACAGAUACAAGUGUCACAUGUUUGUAUUAAUCAUACCGGUGCGCAAAUACGAGUAUGAUAUUUAAACGCAGGAAAUGAUUGAGUAAUAAAAAUAUUUAAAUGAGA